Molecule: messenger RNA, 1105 nt
Organism: Cebus imitator (Panamanian white-faced capuchin)
Lineage: Eukaryota; Metazoa; Chordata; Mammalia; Primates; Cebidae
Gene: PPP1R2
Product: protein phosphatase 1 regulatory inhibitor subunit 2
Exons: 4
Coding region: 64-450 (128 amino acids)
Biological process (GO): regulation of signal transduction
Molecular function (GO): protein phosphatase inhibitor activity
Source: RefSeq, a predicted model, not a curated record
CUUGUUUUUGUGGCUGAAAAUUUAUGUUUCAGGUAUUAAUUACAAUGUGCUUGUCAUACUAGUAUGAUGGGUGAUGAUGAAGAUGCGUGUAGUGAUACAGAGACCACUGAAGCCAUGGCACCAGAUGUCUUAGCCAAGAAAUUAGCUGCUGCUGAAGGCUUGGAGCCUAAGUAUCGGAUUCAGGAACAAGAAAGCAGUGGAGACGAGGAUAGUGACCUCUCACCUGAAGAACGAGAAAAAAAGCGACAAUUUGAAAUGAAAAGGAAGCUUCACUACAAUGAAGGACUUAAUAUCAAACUAGCUAGACAAUUAAUUUCAAAAGACCUACAUGAUGAUGAUGAAGAUGAAGAAAUGUUAGAGACUGCAGAUGGAGAAAGCAUGAAUACGGAAGAAUCAAAUCAAGGGUCUACUGCAAGUGACCAACAGCAAAACAAAUCACAAAGUUCAUAGAAGAGAUCAUGCAACACUGCAGUUGUUUGUUAAAUAUAAACCCUGUGACUAUAAUACAUUGCUUCUUGUUCUCCACAAGUCAUGACCUUAAGUACCAAAAUGCAUACCAGUUAUUAUAUAUUGCCAAGAAUUAAAUGAUAACCCUAGAGACUGAUUAGACUGAAAAUGCCUAAUUGAUAUAUAUAUUCUUGUGCCUAGUACUUUACCACAAAUACAGUAUAAUAUCAUCAGUCCAAAACUGCAUUACUUUUGUAAAAACACUGGUUAAUUUGUAAAAGAUAUUAUAUAGCUUUUUAUGCUUUAGAGGUUAAACAAUAUCUUUGGGGGGGGAACUAAUUUAUUUUCAUCAUUCUUAAUGUGGUGGUAGCUCUUAUAAAGUUUGUUGAUUUGUUGUUUUUUUUUUAAUCAAAAGCCAGUUGAACAACAGGAUAUAUAGACUGAUAAAUAUUCAGGCUGAAUGGUAUUUUAAAACUUGUCUUCAACUUGAUUUGUCUGUUUAAUUGAAAAGGAUUAUAAGAGUUACUGUUGCAUUUUCUGACCUGCUACCUUUAAAAUUCCUGUUGCACUUCUUCGUAUUUACAGGGAAAGGACUGAACUUUUUCUCAUUGAAACUAGCUUUUUUCCCCCAUGAAUAAAUUAUCAGGUUAAACUUGCA